Gigantopelta aegis is the source of this 2597-nucleotide messenger RNA. Its product is annotated as succinate-semialdehyde dehydrogenase, mitochondrial-like. Gene Ontology annotation, biological process: GABA catabolic process. Bases 163 to 1695 code for a protein of 510 amino acids. Gene Ontology annotation, molecular function: succinate-semialdehyde dehydrogenase (NAD+) activity. The record is from RefSeq and is a predicted model, not a curated record. NCBI's taxonomy places the organism in Eukaryota, Metazoa, Mollusca, Gastropoda, Neomphalida, Peltospiridae. The transcript has 12 exons.
UGAAAGGAGAGCUGUCUUGCAGUAAUAAUUAUUAAUAAGGUUUAUUUAUUGAUUUAAAUCGAAUGUUUGAUGCAAAACUAACGCACUAGCAUUUGUUAUAUAAUACACUGAAUAUUACGAUUACCCACUGCUUGCAAAGAAGACUUGCUGUAACUAGAACAGAUGAUCCUAUUAGUUUUACCUCACCUCAAUAAAGGGAGACUACUUCUUGUGUCGAGUUGGAACAUGGCCUCGAGAGGAGUAAGCAGCCUGAUACACGACAAGGCGUAUGUUGAUGGGCAGUGGGUGGCGGCCAAGUCAGGCAACACAUUCGAAGUGUUAAACCCAUCAACUGGCAGUGUUGUAGGUGUUGUUCCUGAUAUGAAUGCUGAUGAUGUUGACGUGGCUGUGAAGAAGGCAUACCAGGCUUUUCUGUCGUGGAAAGAAACAACAGCAAAGGAACGGAGUGAUAUUCUACGACGCUUUUACGAUCUUUCUUGUCAACAUCAAGAUGAACUCGCCAAGCUGAUCACAGAAGAAAACGGAAAACCUCUGUCUGAUUCCAAAGGUGAGGUGGCUUAUGGGAAUGGUUUCAUCGAGUGGAAUGCCGAAGAGGCAAAACGAGUGUACGGAGACAUAAUACCAUCAUCUGUGUCAUCAAAGAGAAUCUUGGUCCUAAAGCAGCCAAUCGGAGUGUGUGGAAUGAUCACCCCUUGGAACUUUCCCCAUGCCAUGAUUACGAGAAAAGCUUGUACCGCGUUGGCGGCUGGGUGUACCGUUGUUCUGAGGCCAUCGGAGGACACCCCAUUGACAGCCCUGGCUCUCUGUGAGCUUGCAGAGAAGGCUGGCUGCCCUAAAGGAGUGAUUAAUGUGGUGACAAGCUCCCGGGAAAACGCUGCACCAAUUGGAAAACAUCUAUGUGAACAUCCAUUGGUGAAGAAGAUAUCGUUCACAGGAUCAACUCAUGUGGGCAAGAUCCUCCUGCAGCAGAGUGCCAGCACGGUUAAGAAGGUGUCACUGGAGUUGGGUGGUAACGCUCCGUUCAUUGUGUUUGACAGCGCAGACGUUGAUGCUGCAGUCACUGGGACAAUGAUGUGCAAAUUCAGGUGUUCUGGACAGACGUGUGUAUGUGCCAACAGAAUUAUGAUCCAAGAAGGAGUCUAUGAUGAGUAUGUCAAGAGGCUUGCUGACAGAAUGAAGCAGGAGCUCUUUGUAGGAGACGGAUUUACAGAUGGAAUAACUCAGGGUCCACUUGUUAAUGAAAGAGCUGUACAAAAGGUUGAGGAUCUUGUAAAAGAUGCCACAUCGAAAGGUGCUCAGGUUGUACUUGGAGGAAAACGGCAUGACAAGGGAGGUAAUUUUUAUGAGCCCACGCUUUUGAAAAACAUCUCUACAGAAAUGAAAUGCGUCCAGGAAGAAAUAUUUGGACCUGUGGCCAGUGUAAUGAAAUUCAAGACUGAGGAGGAAGCCAUUGCAAUAGCAAAUGCUACUAGUGUUGGACUUGCAGCAUAUUUCUAUUCACAAGAUGUGACUCAGGUGUUUCGGGUGAUGGAGAAACUUGAGGUCGGGAUAUGUGGGGUUAACGAGGGAAUUCUCUCCACCGUUCAGGCUCCGUUCGGCGGAGUCAAGGAGUCUGGGCUGGGCCGUGAAGGAAGCAAGUACGGGAUUGAGGACUACACCGAGAUAAAGUAUGUCUGCAUUGGAGGACUCAAGUGAACAUUUCAUUGUCAGCCAACAAGAAGAUGAAGCUAUAAUACACUCCCCCACUUGAGGCCCAGAAGAUUUACUUUUUUGUCCUAUUCCUAUUACAUGUGUGUACCAGGUAUAUAUAUAAUACACCCAAAUAUGUGCUUGUACCCUCCAUACUAUAUCAUGCACCCCCCACCCACCCCCCAUUUCAUAUGUUGUUCCUACGUGCCUAAGUUUUAAAUUUGUAAAUCUGGUUGUGAAUUAGAACACAUUUGAUUAUAUGCAGACAUCUUAUUGUGUUUUUGAAGCAGUGACUUACAACCAGUAACUGGUUUUAAGAAAAUAAGAUUAAUUUGUCAAUGAUCAAGAUGAUGAGCUUUUAGUUUGAAAAUCUGGUUGUUACCUUAAAGGUACUUAAUAAAUACUCUUAAAUAUGUAUAAAAGAUUGUAUGACAGGGCUCGAAAAAGAAAUAUGGCUUGCUGGAUAUGAUACAUCACUUAGUGAGUGGAGGGUUCGGGACAGUGUGUGAAAAUUAGAACUUCUGAGAUGUAUAUCGGAGCAUUGUUAAAUUAAAAUACAACAGAAUCACAAGCUUAGCUUCAGAUGAGAUGAGAUAUAUCUGUCACAUGAAAAAUGACUUGAAAAUUUUGGGUAAUUUUAGCUUUUGAUUUUUUUUUUUUACCUGGCCUGGUACUUGUAAAACAUUUAUAGUCAAGACUCAAAACUCUAAUAGAUUUUUUUAAUGUAUAUGGUUGUUGUUAGUUCCAUAUUGGUCCAGAAAAAGAGGGAACCAUAGGUUUCAUCUGUGUUCUGUCCAUCUGUCUGUCUGUCUGUCUGUUUGACUUUCAUGUGGAUUUGGUCAUUUUUGUUUUCAAGGGCCAUAACUCUGUCAAAAAUAUAAUUUCCAUGUGUGGCAGUUAUGGCCCUU